Molecule: messenger RNA, 3865 nt
Organism: Osmerus eperlanus (European smelt)
Lineage: Eukaryota; Metazoa; Chordata; Actinopteri; Osmeriformes; Osmeridae
Gene: micall1a
Product: MICAL-like 1a
Exons: 17
Coding region: 918-3725 (935 amino acids)
Molecular function (GO): protein binding
Source: RefSeq, a predicted model, not a curated record
ACUUGACAUUCAAAGGCAGGCAAACGGCCAAUAAAGGCUUGGAAGGAUAGGCGACUGCUCAUAUCACCAUUAAUUUACCAUGGUAGAUUUAUCAUCAUGCAUCCUGUAAAUAGACAACUGCGUUAUAGUUGGCUACAUUUGUAGCUACUGCAGUUUGGCGGAAUCAAGUGAGCACACGAGGAGGGGGAACGCACUUUGUUUUGGGUGGCUGCUCUGGCCGGUUGAUGGGACAAUAUUGCAGCCAAGAAAAAGACAAGGCGUUCACGAUUCAAGUUUGGAUGAACAUCGCAACAGAAGAAGUUCAACUCUCUGUUUCAAGGAGGAUACUGUAACAUGAACUGAACCGUUGAACGUAUACGGUCGAUAUAACCAUCCAAGAUUGAACCGAAUGUUGAGGAAAAACAUGGCUAGCUAGACUUGGCCAGCUGGCUAGAAGUAGCUAGCUAGCUAAAUUAGCUAGCUACGAUUGGGGGUUAGGCUAUUGAGUUGAGAGAUUGUGCUAAAUUUGGACCGUGGUUUUCAAGAUAAUCCAGGUUGCGAUAUUGCUGAGGUACAUUGGAUUCUCCAAUUUUUUGUGUCAUUUGUUGUAUUGGGUUCGUGACGAUUAACUGAGUAAUUUCGAGCACAUUUCUUGUAAGGGUUAAGCAGUCAAGGUAAAGAUGUUUGUGAGAGAGAUGGCAAAGUUGGGCUGUUUGUUAGCAAGCCACCGACCUCAACCCUGACAAGCUAGUCAACCAGUUAUGUCAUUUUGGGUGUUGUCCUUACCACAAAAAAAUAUUGGUCUAAUUUAAGUAGCAUUAAGAAUUUAAGUACUUUUCUUCAUUCAGACACUGUCAUCAUUAGACUACACACGUGGGGGUUAGGGAAGUCAGUCACUGGGAAAGAUAGGAAGGUAUCAAAUUAGGCGAUUUCCAAAUAUGGGUUCAUUGAAAGCUCUUCAAGAAUGGUGUCGGAUACAAUGCGAAAAUUACAACGAUGUGGAAAUAAAGAACAUGUCGACGUCUUUUCGAGAUGGCUUGGCAUUUUGUGCCAUUAUCCAUCGAUAUAGACCGGAUCUUAUAGACUUUAACUCCCUCUCCAAAGAGAAUGUCUACGAAAACAACCGCCUGGCGUUCGAGGUGGCUGAGACGGAGCUGGGAAUCCCAGCCCUGUUGGACCCGGAGGACAUGGUGUCCAUGAAAGUGCCCGACAGGCUGAGCAUCAUCACCUACGUCUCCCAGUACUACAACUUCUUCACCAACAAGUCCCACGCCAACCCCCCCAGCAUGAAGAGGCCAAGUGGUACAGGCCACAUUGAGCCAGCCCAAAAGAAGCCCACGGCCCCCCUGGAGGACAAAAUGGUAGAAUCUGAGCCAAACCCAGAACCCGGGCAGAAGGUGGCGGGAGAGGAGGCCGGGGCGGCGGAGGCCCAGCGCGUCACGCUCAGCAGCACCUGCGCCGCGUGCCGCAAGCACGUCCACCUGGUGCAGAGGUUCCUGGUCGACGGCAGGCUCUACCACCGCAACUGUUUCAGGUGUAGGGAAUGUAGCAGCACCCUACUUCCUGGCUCCUACAAAUCAGGAAAUGAGUCAGGAUCUCUGGUCUGCACGCAUCACUUUGGCAGGGCGGUCUUGACCAAUCAGAACGGCCGACCGGACCUCAGCAAGAAGCCGGUGGUGGUCGAGUCGGCCCGGGUUGGUCCACGCACUCCACCUCAAACUCCACCCUCCGAGAGAGACCAGAUAAAGGUUCCUCCGCAUGAAGAUGUCUCCAAAGACCACUCCACACCAGCCGAUGAGUCCACCACACUGUCUCCUCCUCCUCCAACUGUCCUCACAAACUCGAAGGAGAGCGAGGGGAGCGGAGAAAGCGAGGCCGCCCCUCCGCCCUCCUCUCCUCCCAAUCCUUUCGACGAGAGCGACGAAGAAGAAGGAACGGGGAAGGAGGAGGAGGAGUCUCAAACACCGGCCAACGAAACAGCCAAUGGCAACCUCCCGGCAUCGCCCGUUAGUCAUGUGGGAGGGGCCGGUCGGCCAGUGCCCGCCCCUCGACGUGUUUCGGAGGUGGCCCCCCCUCCUCGGCCAGCCCCCAGGGUCCUCCCACCACGGGUGAUGGACAGCCUGGCAGUCAACGGUGAACACAGGAGAUCUGUCCCGGCUCCCAGACCUCGCGACAGAUCCCACUCCCCUGGACGCUCUAGUCUUUCCAACGACACCCCCAAACCUAAAGACCCACCCUGGUUAGCCCUCGUCCAAUCUGAACCCAAGAAGAAGCCGGCCCCGCCCCCUCCCCCGGGUACAGCCACGCCCCCACACCAAGGCUCUCUCUCCUCUCUCAAAGGGGCGGGCUCCAGGCCGGCCACGCCCCCGGUGCCCGCCAACCCCUUCGAGGAUGACGAGGAGGAGGGGCUGGAAGGGGAGGAAGAGGCGGGGGGAGGGGCGGUGCCGCCCACCAUCGCGGCGAUCCACCCGUGGUACAGCAUCACACAGGGGGCGGAGACAACGGGGGAGGACACGCCCCCUAGCGGAGGUAGCUCCUCCUGCUCAGCCAGCCCCGGGGGGUCCAGGGUUAGGAAGGGCCCAGCGCCACGACCACCUCAGCCCCCUAACUCAAACACAGCUCUUUCUCACUCUCAGCCCUCCUCUUCCUCCCCCUCCCCAGCUAUUAGCGUCGAGAGCUUAUCCUCUGCCUCCGACCACAGCUCCUCCCACCCUCCUCUGAAGGGUGGGGUCAGGGCCGGCGAGGACCACCCCUUCACCAAGAGUGUCUCUGAGCCCUCCAUCUCCGGGCCCUGUGACUCCGCCCCUCCCGCCUCCUCUUCCGAACGCCUGGCCCCGCACCUCUCCACCCCUCCCUCCCUUCCAGCCAACACCAGCUCGGCCCCCGCCACCCCGCAAACCAAUCGGAGCGCAGGGGCCAGAGCAGCCAGGCCGCCGCCCCCGAGGCCCCCCGGCACGGCCAGUCCCCUGGCUGCAUCAGGGAGUCCCGCGGUCCCGCCCCCUCGUAGCAAGCGACCCUGCAAGGAGAACCCCUUCAACAGGAAGGCCUCCCCCUCAGCAUCCACCCCGAAAAGCAGGCCCCCCCGAGGGCCACGGCCGGCCAGACCCCCCGCCCCCGGACACGGCUUCCCCCUCAUCAAACGCAAGGUGCAGUCCGACCAGUACAUCCCAGUGGAGGACAUCCAUGGAGAGAUGGGGGAGCUGGAGAAGCAGCUGGAUGAGCUGGAGCAGAGAGGAGUCGAGCUGGAGAGCAAGCUCAGAGACAACCCCAACGACGAGGAGGAGGAACACCUGCUGGUCGACUGGUUCACCCUCAUCCACGACAAACACCUGCUCGUGAGGAGGGAGGCCGAGCUGGUCUACACGGACAAGCAGCAGAACCUGGAGGAGAGACAAGCAGAUGUGGAGUAUGAGCUCAGGUGUCUCCUGAACAAGCCAGAGAAGGACUGGAGCGAUGAGGACAAGGGGCGGGAGCAGGAGCUGAUGGGCGAGCUAGUCACCAUCAUCGAACAACGGAACCAAAUCAUCAACAACAUGGAUCAGGACAGGCAGAGGGAAGAGGAAGAGGAUAAACUUCUGGCGGCCAUGUUGAAGAAAAAAGACUUCCAGAAGGAUCCGGAAGUAGAGCAGAAGAAGAAAGGGGGGAAGUUUAAACCCAUGAAGGUCCUCAAGAGGCUGAGUCACAAGGGGGAGCCCGGCAAGGGCCCCAGCCCCCACAAGGGCCCCAGCCCCCACAAGGAGAGCUGAAAGAGAGAUGACUUAACGAAGAAAGGAGUACGGAUAGGUAUAGGAAAGGAAGAGGGUGCCUUGCCCCCACCAAACCAACCUUCUCACCCCCCGAGCAAGGACAUGUAUCUUUGUCACAAAAAAAAGACAAGAUGAAGAUA